Messenger RNA from Rhineura floridana, 7446 nucleotides. RefSeq names its product coagulation factor VIII (gene F8). Gene Ontology annotation, molecular function: oxidoreductase activity; copper ion binding. Bases 190 to 7257 code for a protein of 2355 amino acids. The record is from RefSeq and is a predicted model, not a curated record. Lineage: Eukaryota; Metazoa; Chordata; Lepidosauria; Squamata; Rhineuridae. The transcript has 26 exons.
UUCCCUAUCCGGUGACAUAUUGAAAACUUGUUUGUGCUUUGCCCAAACCUGUACUUGCUGCGUGGUCUAUCCCCGCUUCCCUUGUUGGGGAUGAAGCUUGCUAAAUAGGCCAGGCAAACUUCACCUCCUCCUAGAUUUCUCUUUUGAAUCAGAGCUGCCUCUGCCUCUCGGGCCUUCGUACGGUGGACCAUGCGGAGGGUGCCCUGGAGUGGCGGCGUCAUCAUCCUGUGGUGCCUCUUUCAGCAGAGCGUUGGCAUCACCAGAAGAUAUUACAUUGCAGCAGUAGAGACAGACUGGGACUAUGAGCCUGCCAGCCAGAAGGGGGUGCACUACCCCACCACAACCACUCAGUACAAGAAGGCUGUAUAUUUGGAAUACACAGACGCUACAUUCACGCAAGCAAAACCCAAGCCUGCCUGGAUGGGUCUUUUGGGCCCCACCAUCCGAGCAGAAGUCCAUGACAAGGUGGUCGUAACUUUUAAAAACAUGGCUUCCCACCCUUUCAGUAUCCACGCCAUAGGAGUGUCCUACUGGAAAGCUUCAGAGGGGGCAGGGUAUGGUGAUGAGACCAGCUGGCCAGAGAAAGAAGACGAUGCAGUGGAGCCUGGCCAGACCCACACUUAUGUGUGGGAGAUCUUACAAGAGCAAGGGCCAACUGGGUUUGACCCACAGUGUUUGACCUAUGCCUACUCAUCUCGUGUGGACACUGUCAAGGACACCAACUCUGGCUUGAUUGGGGCACUGCUAGUCUGUCGGCCAGGGAGCCUGAUGAGUGAAGGAACUCGAAGCAUAGUGCAAGAAUUUGUGCUGCUCUUUGCAGUGUUUGAUGAAGGCAAAAGCUGGUACUCUGAAUCCAACACCUCAGGAAAUGUUUGGUCCUUAGACAACAAGGAUGAGCUACACACUAUCAAUGGAUUCAUGCAUUUCUCCCUUCCUGAACUGAAGGUGUGCCAGAAGAGACCCAUCUACUGGUAUGUCAUUGGCUUGGGCACCAGACCCGAAGUCCACUCCAUCUUGUUUGAGGGCCACACUUUCCUAGUGAGGGACCACCGGCAAGCUACUCUGGACAUCUCCCCUGCCACUUUCCUCACUGCUGAGACGACGCCAGGAACCAACGGCACAUUUCAGAUGUUCUGCCAGAUCCCAUCGCACCAGCAAGCUGGCAUGGAAAUCUCCAUUAGGGUGGAAGUCUGUCCAGAGCCUCCCAUGAAGAAGAUGAGGGUGGCAGUAGCCACUGUGGAUGAAGAGGACUACUCUGAUUACGACAAGGCCGAUAUGGAAAGCAUGGUGAUCAACAUGGGUGAUGAUUUUGCACCCAGGAUUGCUGGCCGUUCCCGCGCCAAGCGGCUGCCUGUGAUCUGGAAGCAUUAUAUCGCAGCAGAGGAGGUUGUUUGGGAUUAUGCUCCAGGCAAGCCCACUUACCUGGACAGUGCUUAUGCCAAGCAGUUUCUGGAACGUGGUCCCCAGAGGAUUGGCUCCAAGUAUAAGAAAGUGGUAUUUGUGGAAUAUGAGGAUGGGACUUUCAAGAGGCGGAAGGCAUCAAAACCAGACCACAUGGGGAUUCUGGGGCCAGUCCUCAAAGGAGAAACUGGCGAUGAGUUUAUGAUUAUGUUCAAGAACCUAGCCAGCCGGCCGUACAACAUUUACCCCCAUGGCAUCACCAAUGUCACUUCCUUUUACCACAUGAGGACCACCAAACAUCACAGUUUGAAGCUCAUGCCCAUUCGACCUAACCAGGUGUUCACCUACAGGUGGAAAAUAAUGCCACAGGAUGGCCCAACCCAUUCUGAUCCCCGUUGCCUGACUCGCUACUAUUACAGCUCCUUCAGACCUGCCCUGGAUUUAGCCUCUGGGCUUAUUGGGCCACUGCUGAUCUGCUUAAAAGAGACCAUGGACCGGAGAGGGAAUCAGAUCAUGUCAGAUGAAGCAAAAUUUGUGCUGUUUUCUGUCUUCGACGAAAACCGCAGCUGGUACUUAGAGGAGAAUAUCAAACAAUUCUGUGCUGAUGCAGCCAAUGUCAACCUCAAAGAUCCUGAGUUCUAUGCCUCUAACGUCAUGUACAGUAUCAAUGGCUAUGUCUUUGAUCAUCUACACCUUAAGCUUUGUCAAAACCAAGUUGUGUAUUGGUACAUCCUAAGUGUAGGUAACCAGACUGAGAUUCUGUCCGUCUUCUUCUCCGGGAACACUUUUAAGCACAACACGGUCUUUGAAGAGAUCCUCACACUCUUUCCCCUCUCUGGAGAGACUGUCUUCAUGUCCAUGGAGAAUCCAGGCACAUGGAUGUUGGGAUGCUUGAACCCUGACUUCAGAAGACGUGGAAUGAGAGCCAUAUUCACUGUUUCCAAGUGCUUCCAGGAAGUAGAGUAUGAUGAAUCUGAUGAACUAAUACCAGAAGACUACAUGCUCGAAGCCAACCUCUUGCAACCAAGAGGCUUCCCCAAGAAAAAAAGGCCUCUUAGGCCUUGCAUAAAGAAACAUAGGGAUGACAACAUCUCCUCUUUGGAAAAUGAAAUGCAGAAGACCAACCAUGAUUUGGAUCCUUGUCUUGAACAGACUGAGCAGCUUCUCAAGUUAAACAACAAAACAUAUCCCACUGACCUGGUGUUGCCUCCUGCGGAAUCAUUAUCCCUAGAUGACAAUUCUUUACCUUCUUUUCAAGAGAACCUUGUUGAGAUUGUGCCCAUUGAUGCCUUUCUGGCAGAAGAAGAACCAUCAGCCGUGCUCAAGCAAGGUUUCCAAGAGUCUCAGCAUAAUGAGAGUGCAUUAGAGACUGCAACCAAUCUGGGUAAUGAGACCAUCUUUGGAACAUCCAUACCACUUGAAGGACCUGGGAUGGUCCAAGAGAACUCAGAUGAACAAGAGGCAGUGGAAGUCAAGAAGGCUCAAUCAGGCCCUCCACUGGAAAAAACGGAGGCAUUUCUUGAAGGUCAUGUUACCACUGUGCAGUCAAAGGACUUGUCUGAUGGGAUUGGCCUUGCAGAAAGCCCGACCUUGAAUGCAGAAAAAAGCCCUCUUAAAAUUGAUGAUGAUUUAUCAAAACUAAAUAAGGUAGAUCCAGAUUCCAGGUUUCCUGAAAGAGCUUUGGUAGAAGAUGUAAACAUAGCCAAAGGACAGAAUGCUGUAACAUGGACGCCAGAUAUUAUGUUGAAUGAGGAAGUAGCACUGCAAACAAUGUCUGAUAUGGAUGAAAGCACUUUCUUUCACACUAGUGAUACUUCUGCAUCAUUAGAUGAUUUGAAAAAUAAGCCAGUUGUUCAGCACAUGUCAUGGGAGAGGCAAGGCACUGGUCCAUCAAGAUUAGAAAUUAACCCUGGGACUGAAGAUCUGGUGUCGCAGAGCUAUGACACAACCUUUCAAGAUUCAACAAACUACUUGUCUCGUAAGGCAACUGUCCAAGGGAAUGAACCAUUUACAACCAGGGAAUCAUUGCUAGCAAAAAAACCAGGUGUUUCAUCACAAGUUGAACGAACCACCGCAACUAUGGGAGGUCAAGGAGGCACUUCUACGUCUGUAAGUGAAGAUUUUCUUCUUGGCAGUAAUAGUCCAUAUAUAGCCUCUUAUGACAAAGCACGUGAGACAAGGCUUGUAGCAAAGAGUUUUCAGGAUCAUGGAACUGAGAAGAUUGUGCAGCUCAAACUGGACACAGCCACUAGAGGCCCAGAUCAUCUGACUGAGCACAACUCUUUUUCUGCACAGAGCAGCGAAAGGGUGGAUCCAGAUAGAUUGGUCAGCGACCCAAGUAUUAUGGACAAGGCCAAAUAUACUAACGACAUUCUGGACAGUCAUGAUCGAUUCUCUACACGUCUCUUUCACACUAGUCAAGGACCAGAUGGCUUAGCACUCCAAGGAGCUUUCCAAGAAACUAGCCAAGGUAAGGAUCUCUCAAGGAGAGAAAAUGAAGAUUUGCCCAGAUUUGAUGCCAUAGACAACAUGAUGAGUACUCCAGAUUCCCGUGGAGUGCUAGAUACAUCUGUGGAACAAAUAAUUAUACAAAGCAGGCCAGCAGAUGCCAUCUUAGGGCUUUCGAAAGAGAGCGUAUCAGAAAAAGGGGAUGUUUUUCAUCAAGGGGAGACACCUCCAUCACAGCGAAUUGACCUAGGAAAUGAUGCAGGUUCUGUGGAGCUUGUAAGAAAGGGAGAGAGCCAGCUACAAUCGGAACCAGACAUUCAGAGCCAUGAAAAGUCCUCAGAUGGGACAAGGCUGAAGUCCUGUCAACAGGGCCCUCAUGGAUGCGGUGGUCACUUGGAAAAGAGGUCUCUGAAAUCACGACAAGCCACAUUAGAAGAAAGAGACACUGUAGCAACAAGGGAAACAAAGAGUCCUAGUGAAGAUGAAGGAAGAGCUCAGACUUUGUUCAAGAUAAACAAGGCCAAGGGUUUUAUAACAAGGGCAUAUUUCACAGAUGAGGCUGCUGGAGACCAUCGCACAACCAGUCCUGGCAAGAUAACAGCUUCAUCUUCUCUGUCGAACUCAGUCCAGUACAGGCCAAUCCCACAUUCCCUGAACAUCCAUGAUUCCCAAAAAGUAACGGUACUCAGGAUGGUCUCUCAGGAUGGAAGCGAACAGGCUCAGAGAGAAGGCAGCUUAUCUCAAGAUGUAGGGGAUGCAACCACCACUGUUUCUGGUUAUUCCAGAACUCUUGGGCCCCAGGAAACCAAACCCAGACUGGCCCCUGCCAUCUUUGCUAGAAGACAAAUCACAGGUGUUGACCCUAUUCUCCAGAAAACCAUCAAGCAGAAGACAAAUGAGGAUGGACUUCGUGCAACACCAGAGGUUCCAGUUGUGAGUCACACUGAUCCAGAAACUCUUUUGCAGUUGCAGCUGGGGGAGUCCAGUACAGAUCGAGGGCAAACGUUAGGGCAUGAAUCCUUGAAGGCGGCCAUAAAGAGGGAGGAGGCUGCAAGGCCAGCAAAAUGGGCCUCAGCUGAAAACGACAUGGGCCUUCAGGAUCGCCUGACUGUCUAUCGAACCCUUCAGGAAGAGCUAUGGGAGGAAGCAGAGAGACAGAAAGAAAUCAAUGGUGAAGAAGGUGGCAUUCCUCCCAUAAGUGGCAACACAGAGAUAUUUGAAAGGAAGAGAAAGGAAGAAGAGUUUGGAAUCCCAGAACAUGGAUUCAGCAAAGAUGAGAGCAGGGCUCCAGGAGCCAAAGCUCAUAUGGAGGUCUCCAGGGCUCCCUUUGGCCUCAACAGAAUAGGGGAGACAAACUCCUCACAGCCUCUGAAACAGGCCUCUGAGUAUGAUGACUACAGCAAUACCGAGGAGAACAAGGAGGACUUUGAUAUCUAUGAAGAGGAUGACCAGGAUGCGCGAACUUGGAACACUGGGAAAGUCCAGCAGUAUUUCAUUGCCGCGGUGGAAGUGAUGUGGGAUUACGGGAACCAUUUUUCCUCACCAUAUCAAGGAGUCAAGAAUCCGAAGAACAGCUGGAAGAAGCAAUCCAAGAAGUACCGGAAAGUCGUUUUCCGGGAAUACCUAGACAGCUCUUUUACUCAGUCAUCAGACCGUGGAGAGUUGGAUGAGCACUUGGGCAUCUUGGGGCCGUACAUCCGGGCACAGGUUGAUGAUGUCAUCAGGGUGACAUUCAAGAACCUGGCUUCCCGCCCAUAUUCCUUCCAUUCUAACAUGCUGCCAUAUGAAGGAAAUCUGGAGGAAGUUGAACAGCCUAUCCUAGAGGCCGUGCAGCCAAACCAGAUGCGCAAUUACUCUAUCAAGGUGUCACAUCACAUGGCUCCCACCUCCAAGGAGUUUGACUGCAAGGCAUGGGCGUAUUUCUCCAGUGUGAGCCUGGAGAAAGACCUGCAUUCCGGUCUCAUUGGGCCUCUGAUUAUCUGCCAGCCCGGAGCACUGAGCACCGUGUAUGGAAGGCAGCUGGCUGUCCAGGAGUUCUCCCUGCUCUUCACCAUCUUUGAUGAGACCAAGAGCUGGUACUUUGCUGAAAACCUUGAGAGGGACUGUCCGCCCCCCUGCCACAUCCAGAUGGACAAUCCUGCCUUUAAAGCAAGCAAUUAUUUCUAUGCUAUCAAUGGCUAUGUGAAAAAUACCCUACCAGGGCUGGUGAUGGGUCAGCACCAGAGGGUCAGAUGGUACCUGUUGAACAUGGGUGGUACUGAGGACAUCCACUCUGUCCACUUCCAUGGGCAAGUCUUCACCAUCAGAAUGGCUGAGGAGUAUCGCUUGGGAGUCUACAACCUCUAUCCUGGUGUCUUUGAGACAGUGGAAAUGCACCCAUCCCAUCCUGGGAUUUGGCAGGUGGAAUGUAUGGUUGGCGAGCAUGAGCAAGCCGGAAUGAGUGCCCUCUUCCUAGUCUAUGACCAGCGGUGUCAAACUCCACUGGGCCUAGGUUCUGGGUACGUUGCCGACUCUCAGAUCACAGCUUCAGAUCACUACGGUCAUUGGGUCCCCAGUCUGGCCAGGUUGGACAACUCUGGAUCUAUCAAUGCCUGGAGUACUGCCCAGAAGAACUCUUGGAUCCAGGUGGACCUGCUACGACCGCAGAUCCUCCACGGGGUAAAGACGCAAGGAGCCCGGCAGAAGUUCUCCAGCCUCUACAUCUCCCAGUUUGUCAUCUUCUAUAGCAGGGAUGGAGAGAAAUGGAAGAGUUACAGAGGCAACGCUACCAGCUCCCAAAUGAUAUUCUUUGGGAACGUCGAUGCAGCAGGCGUGAAAGACAACCGCUUUGACCCUCCCAUUUUAGCCCGUUACAUCCGCCUCCACCCAACACACUUCAGCAUCCGCAACACUUUGCGCAUGGAGCUCCUUGGAUGCGACCUGAACAGCUGCUCCAUGCCACUGGGAAUGGAGAGCAAUGCUAUCUCCAACGAGCAGAUCUCAGCCUCUUCUUAUGUUAACAGUGUCUUCUCUACCUGGUCUCCCCCUCUGGCUCGGCUUAAUUUGAAUGGGAGAGUCAAUGCUUGGAGACCAAAGGUGGACAGCUCAGCGGAGUGGCUUCAGGUGAAGUUCCAGAAGACCAUGAAAGUGAUGGGGGUGGUGACUCAAGGCGCAAAGGCUGCCUUCACCAAAAUGUUUGUGAGGGAAUUUUCUCUUUCAAGCAGCCUGGAUGGUGAGCGCUGGGCUUCUGUCCUCCAAGAUGGAAAGGAGAAGAUUUUCCAGGGAAAUCAAGAUCAUUUCAGCCCAGUGGUGAACCUCCUAGACCCUCCACUCUUUGCUCGAUAUUUGAGGAUACACCCGGUCCGCUGGAAUAAUCACAUUGCGCUGAGGAUGGAGCUUUUGGGCUGUGACACCCAGCAAGUGGCCUAGUAAGGAUGAACCUGCCUUUUGGCAACACAGCGAACGUUCAGGAGGCCUGGUGCACCACACCUGAGCUGUGCCAAAUGCAACAUGAUUAUAUUACUGACACUUCAGAAAAAAAAAAAGUUACCGUUACCCGUAUAUUUUUGAUAACGUUUUUGUAACAUAAGAAACAAAUUUAAAUAUCACUAGAAAAUA